Molecule: messenger RNA, 696 nt
Organism: Triticum turgidum subsp. durum (durum wheat)
Lineage: Eukaryota; Viridiplantae; Streptophyta; Magnoliopsida; Poales; Poaceae
Source: the annotation of a GenBank genome assembly
AUGGACGCCCCGAACUCCGACGACGACAACCUCGUCGAGGACAUGGAUGGCGAGGACACCGACCCCAAGACCGGCGGCGCCGGAGUUGCGAUGGGACUUGGCGCGGUGGAUGACGGCGCCGACGGCAACGAUGAGACCGACGACGGCGAGCCCGGCCACGACGGCGAAGAAGAUCUUGGUCGCCUUCCCCACGCCGAGAAUGCGCUCGACGACUUUCUCCAUUGGGGUGGCCUGGCCUCGCCGCUCCCCGAAGCGGGUGCGCGCUGCUCCGGAUGGCGCUGGAGCUUGCACGGGCCUGCAAAGGAGAUCAACAAUGGCGAGACAGGGACGCGAUCCUUUGUGAAGAACGGCAUCUACAUGGCAGACAUCGGGCCAAGCUUCGCGGCGCACGCCUACCGGGUGCGCAGCUCCGCAUUUGACCUGCUGGCGCUGGAGGACCUGCUCGGCAAGGAGGCCUCCAACUAUGUCAACAAGUACCUCCGCCUCAAGGCCACCUUCAUAUACUACGACUUCGACAAGCUCAUCACCGCCGCCGACCUCGACGCCAAGCCGCCGCUUCUCGGCCUAGCCAACCGCCUCUUCGACAGCUUCGAGAAGUUGCAGGCGGCUGUCACCACCAAGGAUGACGCUGACAUAGGAUCCUGUUAUGCUGACACAAAGCUCAUACUGCAGGAAGUCAUGACAAGAAUGGCCUAA